CCAUUAAUAUAAGAAGAACCGAAAAUAAUAUAAACAAGAUUUCCCGGUGUAAUAUCAUUUUUAUUCACAUUGGAUUAGAUUGGUGGUAUCGUAUCUACAAAGAUAAUUUAAGUAUUUCUGUCUAGUGAAUGUGAGUAUGGCUAUGUGCAGUCAAAAAGAAAAAAUAAAUGUAAUUUUAAUUUUCUUUAUUUGUAAUAUAAUAAAAAUUGGAGGAAUACUCAGAUUAGAUGAGAAUAAGAAUGUAAAUCAAUGCCAAAGAUGUAAAAUAUUGACAGAUUCGUUUGGUCACUGGCUCGAUAAAACUUCUAGAGGUAAAUUUGAAGGUGGAGAUGUAGCAUGGGAAGAGAGCAAACUGAAAUCGUAUUCACGAAGCGAAAUAAGAUUAGUAGAAAUUCAAGAAGGACUAUGUUCUGAACUUAAAAGAUAUCAAGAUCACUGCUAUAGCUUAGCGGAAGAAACUGAAUCAGUUCUAGAAAAAUGGUGGUUUCUAAAUGACCCACAAUCAAUGGAUCUAUAUUCAUGGUUAUGUAUAAACACUCUUCAAUAUUGUUGUCCUGUCCAUCAUUUUGGGGCUCAGUGCACUUCUUGUCCAUUAGAUGAAAAAAAACUAAUUUGUAGUGGACAUGGGAAAUGUGAUGGUGAUGGCACCCGUGAAGGAAAUGGUACAUGCUUAUGUGAAAAAGGCUAUACUGGAACACACUGUGAUAAUUGUGUUAAAAACUUUUUUAAAUUAAACACAUCUUGUGAACCUUGUCACAUAGCAUGCAAUGAAUGUAGUGGCCAUGGAAUAAACGCUUGCAAGGAAUGCAGUGAAGGCUGGCAGAUGAAUUCUAAAAUAUGUGUUGAUGUAAAUGAAUGUUCUGAUCCAUCUAUAUGUAGACAUAAUGAGUAUUGUGUUAAUAAGCAAGGUUCUUACAGUUGUAGGUUGUGUGAUAUGUCAUGUAAAACCUGUGAUGGUGAAGGUUUAUUAAACUGCACUUCUUGUGAAUCUGAUUCAGUGUUGUGGAGUGGAAAAUGUGUGAAUGAUUCCUUAAAAAGUGCUAUUUUACAGAACACUUUUAAAAGAAUAGCCUUAUACUCAGGGUUGUUAAUAAUUGCAUUUUUUGUACUGCGCCACUCUAGAACAGUUUCUAUGAUAAUAGUAGCUAUUAUUGCUGUUUAUGUAUAUUUCUCAGAGAAAACUUCAGAUAUAAACAUGUUGAAUGUAUUGAUAAAUUUAUAUUUAAGUUAAGAUGAUUCAUCAUAAUUGAUAAUAGUACAAUGUUGUUACCAUUUUGUUAUUUUUUCAUUAAAUACAACUAUCCUAUUAUAUUAUCAAUGAUUUUGGAGAAUAAUUGUGAUGAUAAUAUUUGUAAUAUCUCAAAUAUAAUUAUGAUUCUCAAAACACUCUGCUAACUUUGUUCCAGCAAUGGCUUUAACUCAGUUAAUUACUGUACAAUUUCACAAGAUCAGUAUCAGAUUUUGUUUCUUUAUGAUUUAGGGAAAUAAGUUAAUAAAACAAAUAAAAAUUCCCAAGAAAGGUGUAUUAAAAAUACAUUUUAUUGCAUAAGUUACAUAACUACAUUUUAGUGACAUUUAUAUACAAAAAAUUAAAUAUGUAUAUUACUUACUAAACUUAUUCAAACUGUAAAUAGUUUAUUGUACACUAUAGAUGAAUUAAUAUUUAAACAAUGAAUAAAAACUUAAAGAGUAAAUAGGUUUUGAAAUAAUUGCAAUCUAUAAGGUAACAUUGUGAACUUUUUGCUUAUAAAAUUACUCGUGUAAAGUUUUAAGAAUGUUUUCUUAUGAAUACUUCACUAAUUGUUGAUGAUUAAUUACCUGAAAAUUUAACUAUUCUAGGUUUCUCAUGGAUUUCAAUUGGCAAUAAAAUUUGGCAUAAGCAUAGAUAUAAUUUCAGUCUGAUUAGAGCUUUACUUUCUAACAAAUGAUAUAUUCUCAGUACAUUUGUACAUAAUUAUUCUUACAAUAUCCAAAAAACUGUAAUGCCACAGAAAACCAGUUAUAUAUAUCUGAGCAAAAAAAUUACUAAUUCACAUUUUCUCCAGACAAAAAAUAAUUAUGCCAUUUUUGCAUUCACCAUUGGCAACUGCUUGCAUAAUGCCAUGUGUUCAUUGUUAUUUAAAACUCAAACUUAAGACUUAUUUAUAUUCAAUAAAUAUGAUACAAAUUAUCAAGAAGUAAUUGAAAAACAGAUGAGUGUCGACUUUCUAAAAUAAAUGAUGCAAUUUAAUUUCACUUGAAGUUUAAUGCAGCAAUUCAAAGCAUUUAAACUUCAGCUUAUAUAUAGAUUAUGAGUGGAAAAAGAAAUAACAACUUUAUUCAAAGUAGCCAAUAAUACCAUGGAGUAAAUCACUUAAAUGGUCUUUGGUGAAGAAAAAUCAGAAUAGUAGAACAUUUUAAAGUUAUUAUUAAUAGAUUACUCAACAAAGUAAAUGAUAGAAAAUUAAUUAUUAAUGUCUUUUAAACAAAAUACACACAAUUAAUAUAUGAGAAUAACUUUGUUCUAAGAUUUUUUUUGGUAAAAUUUCAUAUUUAAGUACUAAUGUAACACCAUACAUAAUAACUUAUGUUUAAUUGUGAAAUAAAAUACUUAUUAUUUAUAUAAACAUUAAAAAAGCUUUAGAUGAAGUCAAAACUACCAUCCAAGGAAAAAUACACUACAUACGGGCAAAUGUGUUAUAAAAUGCGAAAGUAAAAGAAAAUGACACAACUAGCAUUUAAAAUGCUACAAAGUGGAUGAAUCCUUUAUGUUUCAGAGAAUAUUUAUAUUAUGUAACAUAUAUUCGAUGCUUAAAUUAACGCUGCAAGUCACAAUAUGUUUGUUCCAAUUGCAAUCCUAUUUAAAAAAUUAAUAUAUUAAUACUCAUUUUAUCAUUAUCAGUCUGCUCCGAUUUAUUCUAGUUAUGAUUAUUAUUUUUCGGUCCCAUAUCUUAAUACUCAUCCAUAUUUCUUAACUUCAAUCAUGUUAAUUCAUUAUUUAAUUUUCACACUAAACAAUUAAUGAAGUUAUGUUUCUUCAUAAUUUUAAGUAUUUUUUGUAAAUGAUAUUAUUUUGCUAAUUGAUACUUCUAUUUUCAGUCUGACUUUUCUUAAAUGGAAUGUACGACUAUACACAUUCGACGCGAUUAGUGUGAAAAUAAGGAAUAAAUACAAUAAGAAAUCUCUAUGAUGUCCCAGAAUUUUUGUGAACAGUAUUUAAUAAGCUAUUUCAAAAUAAUUAUAUAAAAACGCAUGAAAUAAUGAGCAGCGCUAUUAAAAAUAUAACUAAGUAAAAGUUAAAAGGAUGUUGGAAGCGACUGCAACUCUAUUUAAUUAGACAAAUUUGAUUUAAAAACUGUUGAAUCGAACUUUCAUAUGUUUCGAAG
This is a messenger RNA of Diatraea saccharalis (sugarcane borer), 3365 nucleotides long. NCBI's taxonomy places the organism in Eukaryota, Metazoa, Arthropoda, Insecta, Lepidoptera, Crambidae. The record is from the annotation of a GenBank genome assembly.